This is a messenger RNA of Thlaspi arvense, 1455 nucleotides long. The record is from the annotation of a GenBank genome assembly. Lineage: Eukaryota; Viridiplantae; Streptophyta; Magnoliopsida; Brassicales; Brassicaceae.
AGACGUUGCUUUCAUCUUCUCGAGCCGAUUUCUGGAUUCUCCUCCACCACCAUUUACCCUUCUUUUAAAUUCCUUCCUUCAAUCAAAAUUUUAAUUAUUCUCACAAACCUUCUUCUUUCUCCAAAACGUCGCUCACAUGAACAAGAGCAGUAAAUCAAAACAAAGAAGAUGAACAAGAACAAGAAGGAUGUGAAGGUGGAGAUAAAGAAGGGAUCGAUGGAUGAGUGGCCUGAGCCAAUCGUCCGAGUCCAGUCCUUAGCCGAGAGCAACCUCUCCUCUCUCCCCGACCGCUACAUCAAACCGGCGUCUCAACGGCCCACAACAACCGAAGAGGCUCCGGCCGCGACCAACAUCCCAAUCAUAGACCUUGAAGGACUCUUCUCGGAAGAAGGGACGUCAGAUGACGUCAUCAUGGCUCGGAUAUCGGAGGCUUGCCGCGAGUGGGGAUUCUUCCAAGUGUUAAACCACGGCGUGAGGCCGGAGCUGAUGGACGCGGCUAGAGAGAGUUGGAGAGAGUUCUUCCAUUUGCCGGUCAAUGCGAAAGAGACUUAUUCGAACUCACCAAGAACCUACGAAGGCUAUGGAAGCAGACUAGGUGUUGAGAAAGGAGCCAUUCUUGAUUGGAGUGAUUAUUACUAUCUCCAUCUUCUUCCUCCUCGUUUGAAAGACUUCAACAAGUGGCCUUCUUUUCCUCCCACCAUUAGAGAAGUAAUCGAUGAAUACGGCAAGGAACUAGUGAAUCUAAGCGGGAGAAUCAUGAGGGUAUUAUCGUCAAACUUGGGACUAAAAGAGGAUAAGUUUCAAGCUGCUUUUGGAGGUGAAAACAUUGGGGCAUGUCUGCGGGUUAAUUAUUACCCAAAAUGCCCUCGACCGGAGCUGGCUCUCGGUCUCUCCUCCCACUCCGAUCCUGGCGGUAUGACUAUUCUCUUACCGGACGAUCAAGUUUUCGGUCUCCAGGUCCGAAAAGAUGACACGUGGAUCACCGUCAAGCCUCAUCCUCAUGCUUUCAUCGUCAAUAUUGGCGAUCAAAUACAGAUACUAAGCAACUCAACAUACAAGAGCGUGGAGCAUAGAGUGAUAGUGAACUCGGAGAAAGAGAGAGUUUCACUUGCCUUCUUCUACAAUCCUAAAAGCGAUAUUCCAAUCCAACCAUUACAAGAACUUGUAUCCACUCAUAGUCCUCCUUUAUAUCCUCCCAUGACCUUUGAUCAAUAUAGACUCUUUAUUAGAACUCAAGGUCCACGAGGCAAAUCCCAUGUUGAAUCUCAUGUUUCUCCUCGUUAAUUGUUUUUCCUUCCCACAAAGAAACUUUACUCUUUUUCUUGUUUCAUCAAUUUACAUCUGACUUGUAUAUGUGUACACUAUUUUUCAUUCUUCUUCAUUUACACCGGAACUGAUCUACCUUCAAGUAAAUAACUCGAAUGAUAUUUAGAAAUAUUUGUAUGCAAUAAUAUU